UUAGCGAAGAGCGAAGUAUCGGGUCUCGUAUCCGUCUGAAGAGGAGACGAAGGGAUCGAAAAUGUCCCGUCAGUUAGUCGUUCACCGGCCUUCCACCGUCACGAAGGCCUGGAGACGCCGAAACCUCUCCCUGUGUGCGUGUAUCGCCUUCGUCGUGUGCUCCGUGUAUCCGGUUUCAGGUCAAGACCAGAGAUUAGCCACAUAUUAUGGAGCUUACCAAAGAAUAAAGCCAUCGUCCUCAGAUUCAGGACUAAACGUAGCACUAGACUUCAAGACUUCUUCUUCUCCAAAUGGGCUUCUUUUGGCCGUUCGACUCGACAGAGACGGCAGUAAUGCUGGGUACUUAGGGAUAGGGUUCGUGGAUAGACACCUAGUCGUACUUCUGUCAGGCAACACCGACAGUGUUGAUAACACAACCACUGAGUUUGCCCUGCAGAGAGAUGCGUGGUAUGCCCUCUCUCUACGCAUUAUAGAGACACACAUCACAGUGAGUUUUAGAAACGGGAGUGACUUUUUGUUUUCUUCGUCUCUUGCUCUUUCUUCGCCAUUCAGUGUCCGAGACGUGUUUCUGGGCGGAGCAAACAGCUUCUUUUCGCGUGCAUUCGCAACGUUGGAGAUUACCGAGUAUUUUGUCGGUUGUCUAGCAAACUUUAGUGUCAAUCAAAGAGACAUAGAUUUCGCCCCAAAAUUGGAAGGUUAUGGAAUGCAGUACGGGUGCUGUCAAAAUCCAGAACCAAUUGCGUGGAGCUUUGUGCCUGGGCAGCAUAAUGCGCUUGUCUUCGAGUCUCGCUUGUCUCAUUCACGUUUCCAAACCAAUAAACUCGUUUUUUCGUACUUCAUCGAACCUGAGCACGAUGGAAUGAUAGUCUAUUCACACGACGAGGAUAUAAACUUUGCUGUUGCAGUCGAACUUCUCAACGGAUCGAUACUCAUCCACAUGUCAAAUGAGGUCGACAUUUUGAACCCUUACUUUCUAGCUUGUGAUGGGACCAUUGUCAAUGGCUGGAGACACGAGGUGGAGAUCUCCAUGGGGCAAGACCGCCUUGAGUGUGUCGUUGAUGGAAGCAAGACGCACCUGAACGUAACCCUGACUCGCUUCCCGGCAGACACUCUCGAGUAUCAUAUCGGCAGUGGAAACGUCUCCACAUCGUCCACCAUUCUGCACAUUUUCCAGUUGCACCUCCGUACCAUUGCGACCGACGGGAUGUUCCCCUCGUUCGGCGGGUUGCUGCAAAAGUUCCAGUUGAACGGACUCGAAGUCUCACCCUCAGUCCUACCACCCAAUCCUCCUCUUCUCUCCACGGCGUGUCCCCAGAUGGUUGACCUUCCACCUACCUGUCAGCAAUUCCAAGAAUUUUCAUUGGCACAGUUGGCUCAAGUGUCAGUUGUCCCUUCGACUAUUCGUCUGGAUGAGAAUGGCACCGUGCUUCUAAGAGACAGUGACCUAUCUCUGUAUGUGCCUGAGAGCAUGGAUAGACCAGGAGCCCAAGAAGAGGUCAGGCGUUCAAUGAGGUUCAGUGUGGAUUCCUACCCAAUCCACGGAGUGCUGGUAAACACAUCCAGUCCGGACCAACAGAUUGUGCAGUUCAGCUAUUCUCACUUGCGGAGUAAUUCAGUUGCCUAUUACCACAAUGGUGAAGAGGAGUCCGCUGACUCUAUUAGUCUUGUGGUCACCUCCAUUUGCUCACCUGUGAUCAAAAUGAGCAUCACUGUACUUUUCUCCGUUCGAUUGACAAACGAUCCUCCAGUGGUAAAGCAGCUGGGCACGUUAGCUAUUGCUGUGGGAACCCGCAUGGUUAUCUCGCCCAAUGUCAUCUCCGUGGAGGAUGAAGAGUCGCCAAGCCUCACAAGCAUUUGGUUCCGUGUUAAGAGCAUUCUGGUUGACAUGUGUGGCACAUGCAGCCCUGCAGGUCGCGUGGAGAGGACCACCUCUCCUGGCCUUAACUCCACCCACUUCAAUCAGAUGGAGAUAAAUAACGGAAAUCUGUGGUUUCAACAUUUCAGGCAGUUUGGAACAGAACCAAUCACCAUUAGCCUGUCAGUGUCUGACAGUGUGGGUGUAUCGGUAGGGAUUGAGAUUCCUGUGGUGCCGUACAUUGGCAAUGUGACUCUGGUUCGAAAUGAACCUCUCUACAUAGUUGAGGGAAGGUGUGCCUACAUCACUGCAGAGCACCUCAGAGCUGACACCAACUUCAACGAUCAGAACCCGAUUCUCCAGUACAGCAUUAUCAGUGCACCGGGACACGGGCGUCUGGAUGUUUUGGAUCAGGGGCACUGGCGUCCAGCUCUCGAAGGAAACGUUGUCUUUGAAGGUUUCACCCAAGAGGACGUUAACUUGAACCGUGUUCGUUACUGCCACAGCAACAACUCGCGGGAAACUGACUCGUUUCCGUUUCAGCUGCACAGCACUCUUCUACCUGGAGGAAGCGGCACCUUCACCAUCCAUGUAUCUGCCUAUGCCGACUUGCUUAAGCCUAACAUUUCCUUGACAACCACGCCAGUUUCUCUCAUAGAGGGGGGCCAAGUUUUGUUUUCCGAGAGCACACUCGCUGUCUCUCUGGUUCAAAGUGUUAGUCCACCCUGGUCUCAAGAGAUGCUGCAGAUUGAUAGUUUGGGCAUAUUUUUUCACCUCGAACGAGCCCUCCCCUCGUUUGGAAAGAUUUACAUCAACGGUGAAAACCUGAUGGGAACUGGUUUCAGUCUUGCUCAACUCGCUCAAGGUGUGGUGGAGUACCGCCACGAUAACUCUGAAAAUCACCGAGUCCUUUUGCAACUCAGUGUUGAAGCAGUGAAUGCAGAGAAUCUUCCGAUCCAAUAUCCUAAUCUUCCACCACUCACCAAUCUCUCUGUCAUCAUUACACCCGUCAAUGACCACGACCCCAUGGUCGCAACGUCUAAUAUUACGGUGGCCGAGGGUGGUUUUGUCACUUUAACCCCUCGUAUCCUGAAUAUCGUAGACGAGGACCGUCCUCCGGAGAACAUCAGUGUUUCAGUACUCAACCAAGACUUGGAGCACGGCUUCUUUGCACUCAGUGAUACGGCGACUCCAAUCACACAGUUUACUGCCAGUCAAAUACAGGAAGAAACUGUUUAUUUUCACCAUAUGCUCAAUGCAUCUCUCCCACCAACUCACAUUGUUACAAUCUUAGUUUCAGAUGGAAUGAGAUCUUCUCGAAAGGAAAUAGAAAUUAAUGUCCAGUCGCUGGAAAUAGACACAAGUGGGGUACCGGUGGAAGCCUGCAUUGCGGAGUUGGAUGCAAUUUCCGAUUCGCUGACCACUCAGGUAAUGCAAGGUCCCUUCAUUUCAAUAGAGAUUCGUGACGUGCAUGGAACAGAUAUCAACCGUCUUCAGAAUAUGGUGCUCAGAGUGGCACAACAACCUGUACACGGAGACUUGUUGCUGAGCGGUACAAGUCUCAGUGUAUUCACUCUCAACGAUCUCGGUAAUCAGCUGGUGACAUAUCGUUUUAGAAACCGCACGAAUCACGUUUAUACCGAUAGUGUCACUAUUGAAGUACGCUAUGGACAUAGUCAACCAGCUUUCAUGAGUCUAAACAUUUGCAUUAAUCCCGUUCCUGCACCAAAUCUGAGCAACGUGCUCUUAAGAUCUAUCAACCUGACGAACUCGUCUCCCCGGGUCCUCAUAGACAACAGUACAGUUCAGGCUGUUGAUACUCGUGGGGAGGGAGGAGAAGCAAUAGUCUACUCCAUCACCCACCCUCCAAGGUGGGGAAAGGUUGUGGAUGAAAACGACACAAAUCUGACAAACUUUACACAAGCAGACGUUGAUCAGAGUCUGGUCUCCUAUUUUCACGCUAACCAGUCAAGCUCCACGCUCAGGGACUACUUCAUCUUUCAACUGUGCACCGCGUACGUCUGUGAUGGCAAGUUCAACAUCACGGUCGCCUUUUCCGUGACAAGUCUCACUGUCUUUAACAGACCCUUGAAUGUAACUGAGAAUGAAAUGGUCACUAUCGGCAGGAACAACCUGGACGCAAUAGCCCCCGAGGGUGGAGUCACAUUUCACAUUCGCAGGGCGCCAACAAAGGGGUAUCUAAUCCUCGAUAAUGGUGGAAUACAGUAUCCCAACCCUCCCUUCUUUGAUGUGCAGCAUAUUGCCAGUGGAUCAGUGUUGUAUCAGCACGAUGGAUCAGAGAGUAUAAAGGAUAGUUUUGCUUUCACUGUGACUACAUCCCACUCUGAUGAGCGAGUGUUGGACACGUUUCGAAUCACGAUCAUUCCAGUGAAUGACAACCCUCCCUUGCUCUCACGUAAGGUGUUCAGCAUGAUCGCAAGGACCACCAGGAACAUAACAACCGAAGAUCUCCGGGCCUAUGAUGAUGACAGUGACAUACGGUCUGAAUUGCUUCGCUACGUGGUGACAGUAGAACCGUUCUAUGGUUGUAUCCACUACCGCAACAGCAGUGAAAAACUUGAACAGUGGUCGGAGAUGGACGUCAGAAGCAAUAGACUUGCCUAUACGCACACUGCCCUGGAUCGCGUCGAUUACGGUGCCACUGAUCUUAUUGGUGUGGAUCUCUUUGACCAGGACAGAAAAGAGACCUACAUAAUACGGAUUAACAUAUACGAAAUCGAGUUAAGAGUCUCUGACAAUGACAUUACCGUCUCUGAAGGCGGAGACGGGGUCAUCGAUGAAAUGUACCUCUCUGCAGAAGCAGUGGGAGAUGAGAGUGUAACAGACACUGACCUCAAGUUUCACCUCACCACUCCUCCAAGAAACGGCAAAAUUUUACUGAACGGGAAUCCCGUGACCAACUUACCCAGGCAGACCUGUCUGGUCCCGGUCUAGUCUACCGUCACAACCAUUCCAAUACUAUCUCGGAUAGCUUUGAUUAUACAGUCUCGAUAACUCAGCACAGAGCAGUCAAAAGUGGUACUUUCACAAUUACAGUUAAACCCGUGGAUGAUGACCCUCCAACACUCGUUUUUCUACGUCAACCUCUGUUUGUUGUUGAGGGCAGCGAGAUUGGGAUUGUCACGGAGCAUCUACAGGUUUUCGAUUUUGAUACAAACAUGCAACUCCCUACGCAGAUAAACCGGAUUGAAUUCCAGAUCAUCGCCCAGCCGAACCACGGAGACGUCCUGCGUAGUCAGGGUGUAACCAGCAGUGGAUUCAAAAAGACGGAAGUAUUCACCCUCUACGAGGUAAUCCAUCACUCGGUCAAAUACAUAAGCCACCCUGUGGACGAACGAAGCGAGAUUGUACACUGGUCCGACUCGUUUCUUGUCAACCUCACCGACGGUAAAAACACGCAAGAGACCCCUUACAACUUUACCUUUGUGAUUCUACCAAAUAUCGUGUCGAUCAGGGCGAGGUCGUUUCAAGUUGCCGAGGGAGAAGAUGUUAUUCUUCCAGCAGGCACUAUAGAGGUUCUUCAUCCUUACCUGAACACCCAGCUCGGUUUCAUCGUCAUCAAUGAGCAACCAAGUAAUGGAACCUUUGUAAAUGUCGCAUCCGGCGAAGAGAACAUCUCUAAUUUCACUACAGCUGACCUGAAAGCUGGGCAUAUAGAGUACCACCACAAUGAUGCCGAGAAGGAGAAGGACAGAGUAAAGUUAACAUAUGAAGCCCAUCAACAUGUCUAUCCCGAAAACCAAACUCAACCGGGAAGUUUUCCCGAGGGUUUUAUGCGCACCAGUGACGUGGUGACACUGGAUAUCAACAUAAUCACCAAAAAUGACCGUGGGCCAGAAAUACGCUCAGGGAAUGAAAGCACGCUCGUGAUGUGGGCGGAGGACUGCGCCUUUCUCUCAGUGCAACAUCUCGAUGUAGUGGAUCUCGACACUCCAAACAGCAAGCUGAUUUACACUUUCAAUUUCACCUCGAUCGACGCGUACAUUUCCCACAUUAACGAAUCCAAGAGCAUUGAGGUCCACACCUUCACACAGGAAGACGUGGUGAACAGCCUCAUAAAGCUAUUCCAUCAGAGUGGCGAGACAGGGGUAAUGCAUUAUACGGUGACAGAUGGCGAUUUCUCGGCCUCUGGAAAGCUCCUCAUUGAAACACACCGACUUGAAAUUGUGGUGCUACGGAACAAUCCUUUGAUAGUCCCAUUCAUUGGAAUGGUAGCCAUAACAUCUAAUGAGCUGGAAGUGGGCACUAGUGAUGUAAAUACAAGCAUAUCACGGUGCUUUUUCAAUGAAGCGGUCGAGUAUCAGUUUGAGGCGGACUAUGGCAUCAUUGUCGUUAACGGAACGACUAAUGCCACAUCUUUCACUGAUGAUGAUGUCAAAAGGGGGCGUGUGUACUAUCAACACACAAAGCCGGAAAUUUGGGAGUCACUCGAGACAUUGAAACUGAAGGCUAAGGCAAUGCUCACCCACGUGAAAGAGUUUGAAUUGGAAAUAACGAUUGAUCUCCCGUCCGAACCCAACAGCCCACUAGCCGUGCACAAAUCUCUGGCUGUGAUAGAGGGGGGUCGUGCAUGCCUCAACGAAAGCAUCCUUGAUGCCAGAAACAUCCGCUACAAUGCUACAUACGAUACUGUCAACCACACACUCACCUCCUGGUUCGUUUUCUAUUACUCCGAAGACUCACACGGAGAAAUUUUGCUGGAGGGUAGACGGCCGCCAGGGACCCCACCGAGGGUAUCCCAAGAUCAGAUUGCUAACGGUUCAGUGUGCUACCAGAACAAUGGAGACGAGAACACCAGGGAUCUGCUGAAAUUUUCAGUCCUCAUCGAAGACAACGAUAGUGGUCUUUGGGGAUACAGGCUUAACCUCAUCCUUAACGUCUCAGUGACAUUGAUCAACGACGAGGCCCCGAUUGUAGUUAGCUCCACUCUAAUGAUGCCGGUUGUGGAAGGAUUUUCGGUGCCUGUUACAAAUGAUUCCCUUUCAUUGGUUGACGAGGACAACCCUGCCUCAGAUCUUGUCUUUACCGUCGUCGAUCUACCUCCAGGGGGACACCUGUUACUAGACGGAGAUCACAUGCUCCAAAAACAGAGCACCUUCACCCAGGUAAUGGUUAAUGAAGGAAGGUUGAGAUUUGGAGCGCAGGAUAUCGGCGAGUGGACCGCACUCCUCUCGUUCACAGAUGGAACUUUCACUAACGUUACCAAUUUUACUGUACUCAUCAAAGAGCACUUUGUCAAAGUGGUGGGGACCAAUGUGUUGAGAUAUUCUCAGAAUGAAAACGGAGCCCACCUGACAUCGAAGCAUAUUGUGACGGAAACAAAUGGACAAUCAAAUGAAACGGUCUACUUUCUCGUCGAAGCUCCCGUAAACGGAGACCUGAAGGGGCUAAGAGAGGGUCAGUUCUUCACUCAGAGUGACCUGCUGGAUGAGAAAGUGUCGUACGUCCCAACAAAUUUCAGUGCUCAUUCCGAUUCAUUCAAAAUGAAUGUGAGAAACCGUGAGGCUGAAAACAGCACCGUCGCGAUAGACGUCAGGGUGGACGUAUGGGGACAGGUGAAGCAGAAUAUCGAACUGAACUUUGAUUCCAUGGCCGAAGGCGACUUGUCCCUACCUCUCCCCAAGAAUAUCCUUCAGUUGACAGACCUGCAGUUCUUCAUUCAACGGCCUCCCGUCAUUCACGUCAUGCAGCAGCCCAAGCUGGGAUUUCUCGAGGUGAAAGUUUCCACGACUUCUCGAAAACGGCGGGCAACGUCACCCACACCCUCCGAUAAGUUCUUCUACAAUUUUCUCGACUACAACUGGGUGUACUACACGUGGAACGCCUCAAAUGUGACACUAGAGAAUCCCAGCGAAGAAGGUGUGCAUGAUUCUUUCUCUAUUCUUGUGGAGGGAUACGAAGGUAUUCAACCGGGGGAAGCAAAUAUUACCCUCUACAUUAAGAAUCCACCAGUGCCUGUAGAUUACCCACUGCCACCCACGGAUGGGCAACCGUCACCAUCAGAUUCUCCUACUGUCUACACGGCCUUUGUGGAAGACGGCAACGGCGGGUUCCCGAUCUAUGCCCUCGUUCCCAUCGUGGGAGUGUUUGUCAUUCUUCUCCUGAUCAUUUCGGUUGUGAUUGUCUUCUGCGUAACGCAGCAGGGCCGAAUUCGCAAGCGUUUGCAGCCGAAAUUAAUGCCCCGGCACCAGCCACUGACAAGGCCCCAAAUGAACAGUUUUCCUAUGCAGCCGUCGUCCAAUAUCUACAGUGUAGAGUCCUCUACAGCCACACACAGAGAGGCAAUGACAAGUUUCAAUGGAAUGACAGAGUACCGAGAGUCCCACUCCCCCAUAUCACACCACAGUCCGCUCGCUCGCUACAGUCCUCUCGUGUCGCACCCACCCAGUUCCGCCGUUUUUCCAUCAGAGAGGUACCAUCACCACCGGCACAUGAUUCCUAGACCGCGCAGCCGGCGAAGCAACGUCUCUGUGAGCUACUCCCACCGGCCCCUGUCGGAAGUCACGCUGGAAGAACUUCCGAGAAGUCACCACCACACCUUCUCGCCCGCUAUGAUGGGUGUCCCCAAUCCCCUCAGACCUACAACCAGGAGCUCGAGUGUGUACGAAGCCGGGGAAGAGGAGAGCGGGUACCUGUCCACACCAAACCCAUCUAUCGCUGCCGGCGACGAGCCAGUUCGACUAGUCCUCAGAAGACCUGCUGUAGAGGAGGUUUCACCACUCCCGCGAGAUGUCAGUGGUAAUCCCGAAGACGUCAGUGGUGAUCCCGAAGACGUCAAUGGUGAUCCCGAAGACGUAGAAGAACGUGAAGAUGAAAGUUGCGAGCAACAGCUACAAGACGAGACAGUCGGUGGAGCAGUGGAUCAUAUUCAAGAGAGGGGAGCUUCUACUACUGAUCUUGCUACUGACCACCAAGAUAACAGCAUCUCACGAUCUACUACAACACCAGUUCCUCCAGACCAGGGGGAAACUCCCGCCCAAGGUGAGGAACUUGAAUUCCCUGAUGACGAGGAGAACAUUGGACACCAUUCAAACGAUGCUCGUGCGGUCGGCACACCCCCGGCAGACCCAAAUCUUCCCCUACUUCCCGAGAGUCGACCAGUCAGUUCGGCAGCUUCUGUGACUGACGGCAGAAACAGCCACGCCCCCUCUCCUUCAGACCUUCAAACUCUCUUCAGAACCCACAACCCCAUUCUCAAACGCACCGAAUAUUGGGUAUGACCACUGCAUUAUACAUACAGAUUUAGUUUAUACAGAGUCAGCCGUUCAUUCAGAUGGUGUACUUUUCUUUGUCAUUUCUUUGUCAUUUCCUCCAUGUCGCUAAAAAGAUCUUAAUUUUUAUCAGUAUCAAUUCAAAUGGUUGAUGUUUGUAUCAAAAAAUUUAUGUAUUAUGCGAAAUCAUAACCAUUAUUAUCCCCUAGUAAGUAUGGUGACACAGUUGUGAUGCGAUAGUAAUAAAAAGACCCGUAAGACUGGAAACAGUGACUGAUGUGAGGACAUCAGGCAUGUUACCAAUCCCUGUAUAACUACCUCUUGAGGUGACUGUAAAAAAUACCAACGAAAUUGAUGCGACAUAGAAACAGUUUGUCAGGACUACAGUCUGAGUUGCGUCUGCCACAAUAUUAUAAACUGCCCCCAUCAAAAUCGACCACAGAGUUUGGAGAACGAACCAGUGAACUUUCACUGGAGAUUCACUUACUUCCCUCCAAAGGAGCCGCCGGGUGCUCCAUGAAAGGAGCAGGAGGAGUCCGAAAUAUCCACUCUGAAAGAUAUUGUGUGACCACAAUCUGUGGAGGUGAUCAUGGACCAAUGGGUACAAAGGGUCUUCGGAUGUCAGUUGGAUCUGGACGACAACUGCGCUUAGAUGCAUACCGACCCCAGCAGUCCACGUGCUAGCGAGGACUAGGAACAGCACUCUCAUUAGCCGGUGCCGCCAGCCUGGAACCACGCCAUGUUUUGUGGUUUGGGGCUUGUUCUCGCUGUCGCCAGAAGACAAUCUUUUUACACGAUCUUGUAGAUGCAAUGACCGCUCGCAGCCGCCGUCGGCAGAACAGUUGGUAAGACUCAAAAGUGAGUCGGCACACAGGACCAGUAAAGCCCCCAGAGGCAGGGACAAAAGCUCGGAGAAUGGGACGGAGAACACCGAAGGAACCCUGGCGUCUAGCAGUGGUAGGGAUAUCUGCACCAGCCACAGUACGUUGAUAGACACCAACCAGCGAAUUCCUGAUCUGAACGCCAUUAUCCGCCGCCGUUGCGCCUUCUAGUAUAUGUCAUACAUAUUAUGAUCACAAUAUAACUUGGAAACGCAUCAAUUAUGCUGGGGAAUGUUUUUCCUGGGUAGUGUGGCAAUUCUGUCCCUAACUAGCAGACUAAUUUUCCCUUGUGGGUAACUCUUCAGCUUCUGCAGUGCCUCUCUGUGUGUGAGGGACUCAAAAGAGUCGUUGUUCACUUCGAUUAUGACAUCACCGGGAAAAAUUUUGCCGCUCUUGUGAGCCACCCCCCCAGGGAAGACCUCUCUCACAAUGAUGGGCAAAUUUUCGUCUGUGCCUCCCUUGAGAUUCAUUCCGAGUCCAGUGGGCCCCUUAUGGAGCUCCACGAUUUUUAUCCCUUCAGUGGAUUUUA
Messenger RNA from Geodia barretti, 10497 nucleotides. The record is from the annotation of a GenBank genome assembly. NCBI's taxonomy places the organism in Eukaryota, Metazoa, Porifera, Demospongiae, Tetractinellida, Geodiidae.